This is a messenger RNA of Exophiala xenobiotica, 2424 nucleotides long. RefSeq lists its product as uncharacterized. Gene Ontology annotation, biological process: regulation of transcription by RNA polymerase II; DNA-templated transcription. Gene Ontology annotation, cellular component: chromatin. Gene Ontology annotation, molecular function: DNA-binding transcription factor activity, RNA polymerase II-specific; zinc ion binding; RNA polymerase II cis-regulatory region sequence-specific DNA binding. Lineage: Eukaryota; Fungi; Ascomycota; Eurotiomycetes; Chaetothyriales; Herpotrichiellaceae. The record is from RefSeq and is a predicted model, not a curated record. Bases 1 to 2424 code for a protein of 807 amino acids. The transcript has 4 exons.
AUGCUUACAAGCGAAGGUGCGUCCUACUUUUCUUGGGAAAGGUUGGCUGUGAUCUGGCGAGAAACCAACACGAUGUAUAGUGAUGUCCUCAAACGACAUGUUCGCUCGUGUAAUGGGUCGGAUAAGUCGACUGUUGCCCUGGUCUCAUGGACUUCUGGUCCGGCGAAUGCCCGAAGAAAAGCCUGCCAUCAUUGUGUGAGGCUGAAACGACGAUGCAAUCUGAAAUCGCCGUGUGGAACCUGUCUCGAACAGCAGAAAUAUUGCGAAUAUCCUGCCCAUGCCCGGCGUCUUCGAAAUGAUGCCAGAGACCCAGCCGCGGAAGAACACAUCCCCACCGUGGCAAUGGACCAGUCAAACACUUCACCAACAGCGUAUUCUUGUCGGGAAGUUGUUUCAACAGAUAACGAUCUUGCGAGGAAUCGUCCAUCAUCGUCACCACCUGACCAGGCCGAAUGCUCUGGAAUUGCGCUCUUAGACGUUGUGCCCACACCCACAACCACACCAUCAAAUCAAUGGUGUCGUCGGUCAACAGAAGAGUUAGGGUUACAAGGGCAAUCACAGGUCGCCGACUUCUUGGUGGCCUUGUCCUUGCUACCUCCUUUCCCUCGAGAUCCUGCAGUCUCGUUCUCUUUCCUGGCUCGUUUCACCUACGACGGCGCCGGGUUGGUAUAUGUCUUUGAAUCCGACGCCGUACUGCACACGCUGAGAAAAGCUUCCAUGAAAAUGUUAUUCAAAAGUCGCGGAGGGGCGUCAGCUGUUUGCGACAUUGAGGUCGAAGCCGAAGCCGAAGCCGCCAUUGACCCGAUGUCAAUACAGGACGAUACCAUGGGAUCCUGUGUCUGGCCAGGAUACCAAGCCUGUUCCCCUGACACGAUAGAGCUCGCUGACGGAUCUAGCGAUGGUAACAUCACUGCUCUGGAUUUUGAUCCUGGCGAUUCAUCGUCACUAUUCAGCCGAUCUCCAAUAACUAAAGUGGCAGACAAUCAUUUCAACGGGUACGAAUCAAGCCUGGUGUUGAGUCCGUUGUGGAGAGGAGAUGAAUUGGCAACCAAGACGCUCGAGAUCAGCCGUGCUUUACGCAGAACGGUGAUUGACGCUCAAGCAGGUGGCAGUCCCCAGGGGCGAUUUUCCUGGUCACCCGUCAUGGAGGCUGCUUGUCGAGACUUCUUCUCACCACCCAGAAUCCGCAUAUUCCUUGAGGCAUAUUGGAGUAUUUGGUCUCCCAAUUGUCCCGUCGUCCAUCGACCAACGUUCGAUAUUAUGUCGACGCCGACAACCCUUCUGACUGCAAUGGUCGUGAUGGGUGCCUGCCACUCUCCAAGCUCAGCCGACCGCGUCAAUGCCAGGUGUUGGUAUGACUGUGUGGAGGAGAUGGUGUUCAAAGACACAUAUAUCUCCUUCGCAAUAUCAUCAUCGAACAGUGACUGCCAAUGGAGUCGUCACGCAUAUAACAGACGACGCAUGGUACAGGCCAUCCAGGCCGCCUACGCCGUGUGCGUCUAUCAGAACUGGGAUGGCAGCCAAGCCUCCCAGUUGAGAAUCCGCCGACAGCGAUUCAAUGAAAUGGUAGCGGUGGCCCGAGUCCUCGGAUUCUCUUCAGCUAGGCACCCUGACUUGACCGAUCUGAGAAGGUCUACCUUUGAUUGGCGAGAAUUCAUCCUUACAGAGGAGAUGAUUCGAACGCUUCUCUGGGUCUACCUCCUCGAUUCAGCCUUUGUCAUAUUCAACAACAUGCCUCCGCGACUAGCCUUGAGAGAGCUCGGUAUGGGACUCGCCUGUAGCGAAGCGUGUUUCCAAGCCGAAGACGCUUCCUCGUGUUACAAUUACCUCAAGCUCUGGGGUACCCGGGUGGGCAGGCCGAGGGACACGUCGCUCUACUCACUCAUCAAGUCGUUCUGUUCUGGUACGAUGGACAGUGGUCGGUUGGAUCAUGCGUCGCACGAAGGGUUCAUGAAUCUGUGGUGUGUCGUAGGAUCAUUUCACAUUAUGAUAUUCAAUCUCGAACCUUCGAUCGCACCAAAGGCCCAAUUCGCACACAUCCGGAUGGGUCUCGCGAAUUGGAAAGCUGUGUGGAACCAACGUACCCUGAACGACGACGAGCGCUUUUUCGACGUCCCCGUCACCACAGGCUUGACCCGUAGCAACAGCAAAGACGGCGACCAAAAUCAGCACCAAGAUGCAAAUGAAAAACUGGCCCAGCCCCCACCUCACCAAAUACCUGAAGAUGAACCGAGUAUGUGGAAGAGAUCAGGAUUCUGGAGACAUGCACCGGAGUAUUGGCUUCUUGCGAACCUGUAUCUCGACCGGAUGGAAUACGGCAUCUCCGUCGGGCCUGGUGAUCAGGGAGCUACAAGUUUCGACCCUAAACCCCAGCACGACGACACUUCCAUGUCCUGGUUGAGGGAUCUUAUCAUGAAGUUCUAG